Gekko japonicus is the source of this 2531-nucleotide messenger RNA. It is a transcript of the gene ITPRIP, whose product is annotated as inositol 1,4,5-trisphosphate receptor interacting protein. Lineage: Eukaryota; Metazoa; Chordata; Lepidosauria; Squamata; Gekkonidae. Gene Ontology annotation, cellular component: membrane. Gene Ontology annotation, molecular function: protein kinase inhibitor activity. The record is from RefSeq and is a predicted model, not a curated record.
AUUACCUAACUUCCUCUGGGUGUUUUUGCCUGAAUUUGCAAACGUUUAAGGGCUUAGGGAGGCUAGGCGACGAAGAGCGACUUUUAACACAUUCUCUUGUCCCUUUUGACCUCCACCUUUAAAAAGUCCCGCGAUUCGGCGGAAAGUUGAGAGCGCUGUUCGGAGGGGUCCAUCCCCAGAGCGUAACACCGACCUCCAGGAAAUGAGUAAACUAGAAAGUGAUCGUAGUAAGCGUCGUCGCUAAAAAAAAAAAAAACAGGCGGGUAGGAUGCUAAGGAAAAAAGGAAGCCUCUCCAACUGAACUCUUCUUAUCUGCGGAGGAGGGGGAGAGCAACGGGACCAGAGUGAACGAUUGAAUCCGACAAAAAGUUCGCUGCAGGACGCAGACGGGCUUUGCCAUGCCAGCAGUUGGAAUCUUCAGUGUGUGCCUUGUGGUGAUUGCAGCUAUUGUCAACCAUCCACUCCUCUUCCCAAAGGAGAAUGUUACGGUCCCUGAAAACACAGAGGAGAUCAUCCAGAAAAUGAAAGAGCGGGAGGAGAGCCUGAGGCUAGAACGGCUUAAACUGGAGCAGGAGAUGGCUGUGCAAGAGACUUUAACCAAGUCUUCAGAAAAGGCCGUAGAGUCAGAAGAGCAGUACACCUAUGAUCCACUCUCUUGGAACUUCUGGACUGCCCUGUCCUUGGUAGUUUUCUUUUUGCUGAUUGAGCUGUGGAGGCAGGACUACCAAGAAGGGACAUGGCAAGACUACAGCAUUGAGGAAGAUGAAAAUGCAGUGCUGGGAAAGGCAUUCAAGGGGCUUGUCCUGCCAGAUAAAGUCACAUUGGUUAAUUUCUAUGAAAGAUGCAUCCAGACUGUGACCAGUGAAAUUGCUAGGAACAGAGAGCUUGUGGAAGGAUUUGCAGAUGAUUUACUAGAGGCUCUAAGGAGUGUAUGUAACAGGGAUGCAGACAUGGAAGUAGAGGAAUCCAUAGGAGUUGGGAGCAUGUAUGAAAACUGGAGGGUUCAAAAACCCUUGGCCUGUGACUUUAUUGUCCCUUUUUCUCCUCCAGAGCCAUAUUGUUUCAAAUUUGAGACGUGGCUUUCAGGAGAAUCUGUUCCACCAGACAAACAAGGUUAUGGUAUGAUAAAGAUCUGCCGGGCAGAUGAGAACUCAACAGGCUGUAUCUGUGACAAGACAAAGCUGGGGGAAGACCUAUUGUGCCUCCUUCAUAGCAAAAAGAACCAGGCUAGACACAACAACCAUAUGGAGGACCUUCUUUGCUACAAAGACUCUCAAUAUCUUGAUGGUGACCAGGUUAUGACAUGGUUCCAGGUUGCACUUACCAAGGCAUGGAACAAGAUUUCACACAAGUAUGAAUUCAAUCUCACUUUCAGUCUCCUAGACUCUCCUGGUGCCCUAAAAAUAAAGUUCAGGUCUGGAAAGACCAUUGCCUUCAACCUUAGCCCUGUGGUCCAGUUUGCUGAUUCUGAUGUAUACUUUAUCUCCCACUUCCCAUGCAGUGGCCUGGCAGACGGUUCCACAUCCAGCAUUCACUGGUUUCUCACAUUUGCAGUGUAUGAGAAAAGGUACAUCCAGUUUGUUUCAAAAAUUCUGCCUGUCAACUCCUGCCACCUUAGCUGUCUCCAGAUCCUAUCCUUCCUUCAUGGAAAGCAGUGUAGUCUAACAGGACCAAGCAGUCUUACGAACUACCACUUGAAAACAGCGAUGCUGCAUUUGCUACAGACCCAUCCCACUUCAAACUGGGCUUCUGACUUCCUGGAGGCCAGGCUGCAAGACGUGCUCAAAUUUUUGGAGAAAAGCUUGCAAGAAAAGAGGCUUUACCAUUUUUUCAUUGGAAACAGGAAUUUGCCAGAGGAACUGGGCAUUCCAGUGGUGUUCCAGAAGGCGGAACCUAUGAACCUUUUCCGUCCCUUUGUAUUGCAACGAAGUGCUUACAGGAAAACGAUGGACAUGUUUCAUGAGAUGCUGAGAAAUACAGCUGCUUUAAUAAAUGAGUACACUGUGCACGUCCCCAUGGGAAGGGCAACUCCACUAAACAAGGAACCACUGUAGUAAAGCAGUUGGCCCCAAAUCUUUGAAAACUACAACACAAGCAGAUCUCCCCAUCUAUGGAAGACUGAAACUAAUGGGGGGGAGGGUGUCUGCAAAUGAUUCCAAAGAUUCAAAAGUGCAUGAGCACCAUGUCUCUAUUCUACCAGUAUUGCUGGUUGAUGUAAUGCAGCUUUGAAUGUUUUAUCACUGAGUAGAAUGUUUGCCAGGAUAGUGAGAAAUAUGAAAGAAGCCUCUAAUUUAUUCUUCUAUCUGCAUGGGGAUUUCCUAGGUGUGUGCUUUGUUUAAGGUGGGAGUCAUGGCAUCUCUGCAAAAACAGCUCUGUCUUUCCAAAUGGCAGCAGCUCUCUUGGGACAAGCGUUGUUUUGAUGUUCUUGACAGAAGGGUUUCAAGUCUGUACUUUGCAAAUGUACCAACCUUCAUUGCAUGACUUUGGCUGCGGUCACACACACUAAAUAAUCCAUUUUCAAUCCACUUUAA